CGUUUGCUCCAAAAUAUUCCUGAACCAGCAAUCUGCCCGUACGCAUCGUUUGAUAGUUUAAUCAUCAACAGCCACAGCACAAGCCUCAGUUUGUGCUGCUGUUCCUGAAACAUACNCAGAUCAGGCAGCAGCAGGAGUUUCCUUUUCUCAACUCUCUUCACUCUUUCUUUUAACAGAUACAUAGAUAGAGAGAUAGACAGAGAAGCAUGGUUUCUGAAACCUCCCUCUCAUCUUCUAAACGCUCUCCGGCUACUCCUAAGUUUUGCAACUCAUUCACUACUAGGAUUUUUGCUGAUGUUGCCGGAGACAUUACAAUUGUCGUUGAUGGUGAAUCUUUUCUGCUACAUAAGUUUCCCCUGGUGACUCUAAGUGGGAAAAUCCGGAAGAUGGUGGCUGAAGCCAAGGGUUCCAAUGUUUCAAACUUGGAGCUCCUCAACUUUCCAGGGGACCAGACAUUUGAACUUGCCAUGAAGUUCUGCUAUGGGAUGAAUUUUGAGAUUACAACAUUCAAUGUUGCCCGGCUUCGUUGUGCAGCAGAGUAUCUGGAAAUGACAGAAGAAUACAGGGAGCAAAACCUCAUUUCAAGAGCAGAGAUUUAUCUGAAUGAGAUUGUUUUUCAGAGUCUUCAGAAGUCAGUGGAAGUGCUGUCCACAUGUGAAAUGUUGCCUACAAAUAUAGUGGAUGACAUUGAAAUAUCAAGUGGAUGUGUGGAAGCCAUUGCAAUGAAUGCUUGCAAGGAGCAGCUAGUUUCUGGCUUAUCUAAAUUAGACUGUGAUGGAGAAUCUAGAGAGCUAAAGGAGGAUUGUGUUGCCUGGUGGGUUGAAGAUCUCUCAGUACUGCGUAUAGAUUACUUCCAAGGAGUUAUUUGUGCAAUGGGAAGAAUGGGGGUGAGAUCAGAUAGCAUUAUUGCAUCACUGAUGCAUUAUGCUCAAUCAUCUCUGAAGGGUAUUGGAAAAUGUCAAUUCUGGAAUCCAUCAAGAACAAACUCAAGUCCAACCAGUGUAGAAAAGGACCAGAGGAUAAUUGUGGAAACUCUUGUGAGUCUCAUGCCAACAGACAAAAGCUCUGCCAUUCCCUUGACAUUUUUGUUUGGCAUGUUAAAGAUGGCUAUCAUGUUAGGUUCAAACAUUCCCUGUAGGCUUGAUCUUGAAAGAAGGAUUGCAUUACGGUUGGAAAUGGUCUCAUUAGAUGAUCUACUUAUACCAUCACUACAGAGUGGAGACUCUUUGUUUGAUGUUGAUACAGUUCACAGGCUACUGGUGAAUUUCUUGCAAAGGGUCGAAGAGGAAGAAACUGAAGAUUGUGGAUAUGAAUCUGAUGGGCUUUGUUCUGCAGGCCAUGGUUCCCUGCUAAAAGUGGGGCAGCUUUUAGAUGCUUAUUUAGCAGAAAUUGCACCUGAUCCGUACUUAAGUCUACAGAAAUUCGUUGCUUUGAUAGAGAUACUUCCUGAUUAUGCUCGUGUUAUUGACGAUGGCCUUUAUAGAGCCGUGGACAUUUAUUUGAAGGCACAUCCAGCACUAACAGAGCAAGAAUGCAAGAAGCUGUGCAAGUUGAUAGACUGCCAGAAGCUAUCUCAAGAAGCAUGCAACCAUGCAGCACAGAAUGACAGGCUUCCACUGCAGAUGGUGGUGCAAGUGCUGUACUUCGAGCAGCUGCGAUUGAAGAACGCGUUGUCAGGGAGUUCAGGAGAUGGGCUGCUAUCACAGAGAAUAAGCAGUGGUGUUCCAAGUGCAGCCAUGUCCCCUAGGGACAACUAUGCCUCUCUGAGGAGAGAGAACCGAGAACUGAAGCUGGAGAUUUCAAGAAUGAGGGUUAGGCUGAGUGAGUUGGAGAAGGAACAGAUGUUCAUGAAACAAGGCAUGAUUGACAAGGGAGGAAAUGGAAGAACAUUCUUAACAUCACUUUCAAAGGGUAUUGGGAAGAUUGCAAUUUUUAGUGGUCAAGGAGGAGGAAAGCGCCAGAAAUCAGGUGCACACAACGUGUAAAUCACUUGAUCAACAGCUUCUCUUCAUCUUGGUCUUAAAUUUUGGCAGUUGAACUUGAUAUCCCACAUUCUCCCUUCCCUGUUGUACAUGAUUUCAGCUUCUGAGAUAAGGUCCUUGUUCAUUACACAGUUACACCAAGACAAAAGCACAAACAUUUCAAUGUGUAGCAUCAUCCUCACCUUGUCCUAGGGACACACUUGAAGCACUUCCUUUCCCACUGAUAAAAUGUACUUAUUUAUUGUCAAA
Vigna radiata var. radiata (mung bean) is the source of this 2231-nucleotide messenger RNA. RefSeq names its product BTB/POZ domain-containing protein At3g08570. Gene Ontology annotation, molecular function: protein binding. Lineage: Eukaryota; Viridiplantae; Streptophyta; Magnoliopsida; Fabales; Fabaceae. The record is from RefSeq and is a predicted model, not a curated record.